Messenger RNA from Musa acuminata subsp. malaccensis (wild Malaysian banana), 1951 nucleotides. RefSeq names its product beta-amylase 3, chloroplastic. NCBI's taxonomy places the organism in Eukaryota, Viridiplantae, Streptophyta, Magnoliopsida, Zingiberales, Musaceae. Gene Ontology annotation, molecular function: beta-amylase activity. The record is from RefSeq and is a predicted model, not a curated record. Gene Ontology annotation, biological process: polysaccharide catabolic process.
UCUCUCUCUCUCUCUCUCUCUCUCGUCUUAACAACAUAAUUCUGCACAGGAUAUAGUUAAUUUUCGAGCUUUCACGUUUUGGCUGCAGCUAUGGCCCUUACUCUACGUUCAUCGACUUCUUUCAUGACCAACCCCAUCGACCCCAGCAAGAGCCACAAGGCCUCCGACGAGUCCCCCAGCUUGCUCCCCCUCAGCCCCCGUAAGCCUGCCUGCCGCCUCCGAGCGGCGAAAGCGUCCAACCACGGCAUGAUCGAGCGAGCACCGGCAGUGCACGGGGGCUGGAAGGCCGAGCAGCUCCACGGGCUCUCCGGCGUGCACCGAGUUCCCGGAGGGACGGCUCGGGUGCCGGUCUACGUGAUGCUGCCACUGGACACGGUGUCGCCGGAGGGGAGACUGCAGAGGGCGAGGGCGCUGAACGCCAGCCUGAUGGCCCUGCGCAGCGCCGGGGUGGAGGGGGUGAUGGUGGACGUGUGGUGGGGGCUGGUCGAGAAGGACGGCCCCCUGCGCUACAACUGGGAGCCGUAUCUGGAGCUGGCGCAGAUGGUGGAGAGGAACGGGCUCAAGCUUCAGAUGGUCAUGUCCUUCCACCAGUGUGGCGGUAACGUGGGAGACUCUUGCAGCGUUCCAUUGCCGCCAUGGGUGCUUGAAGAGACGAGGAGGGAUCCGGACAUCGUGUACACCGACAGAUCGGGACGACGCAACCCCGAGUACAUCUCGCUCGGCUGCGACACGUUGCCGGUGCUCAUGGGGCGAACUCCCAUCCAAGUCUAUUCCGAUUACAUGAGAAGCUUCAAGGACAGAUUCAACUGCUACCUCGGCCAUGUCAUUGUCGAAAUCCAAGUAGGGAUGGGCCCCUGUGGGGAGCUGAGGUACCCAUCUUAUCCUGAGAGCAAUGGAACUUGGAGGUUUCCUGGGAUUGGAGAAUUCCAGUGCUAUGACAAGUACAUGAAAGCUUCUCUGCAAGCUGCUGCGGUUGCAGCCGGACAUGAGGAGUGGGGCAAGGAUGGGCCGCAUGAUGCUGGGCACUACAACCAGUUCCCGGAGGACACCGGCUUCUUCCGGAGAGAAGGCACGUGGAACACACACUACGGCAAAUUUUUCCUCGAAUGGUACUCGGGAACGCUACUGGAGCACGGCGACCGCGUCCUGGCUGCAGCAGAGGCCAUAUUCCGCGGCACCGGCGCCAAACUAUCCGGCAAAGUUGCAGGAAUCCACUGGCACUACCGAACCCGUUCUCAUGCAGCCGAGCUCACCGCCGGCUACUACAACACGAGGUUCCACGACGGCUACCUGCCCGUAGCAAAGUUGAUGGCGACGAGGGGCGUUGUCCUCAACUUCACGUGCAUGGAGAUGAGAGACGAGCAGCAACCGGGCCACGCCAACUGUUCGCCGGAGCUAAUCGUUCGGCAGGUGAAGCAGGCGGCCAAGGCAGCCGGAGCGGAGCUGGCGGGGGAGAAUGCAUUGGAGAGGUACGAUGAGAAGGCGUACUCGCAGGUGUUGGCUACGAGCAGGGCCGACGACAGCAUUGACCUGAGUGCCUUCACCUACUUGAGGAUGAACAAGAGGCUCUUUGAAGGUGAGAAUUGGCGGCACUUCGUCUCGUUCGUGAAGAGCAUGUCGGAAGGUGGAAGGAAGGUUGUGCCCCACAAGAGUGAUUGCAGCCACUCCGACCUCUACGUUGGUCACAUCACCGGAUGCAAGAACUCGAAGAUGGCUGAAGCAUCCGCUGCCUGAUGACUACGAGAAUACAUACGGAGAAUACAUACGCAGAUCCAUGUAUACAUAAUUGGAUAUGGUUGUUCGGUGUAAUUAUAGCUGCACGCAUAGCAAACAAUACACCAGAAUUUAAGGACUAUACGUAGAACCAAACAAAAUUGAAAACUAGUUGGUUGGGCAAAGUAUAUGUUCAUUCAAUUGAAGAAAUAUAUAUUUAUAUGACAGGUUUUAAUAA